UCCGACAUCAAGAGGAUGGCAGCCUUAAUAAGGUGCACCGAGGUGUUGAUACAAGGCCAACUACAAUGUAAUUGCUUCCCUAGGAAAGUUGGAAUAAUGAAUCCGAGUCUACAUCCUGCUAAAUGUAAUUCCUGUUCGAACGAAAUCAGCGACCGAUAUAUUAUGCAAAUAGCGAACGAAUGUUAUCACGAGAUGUGCCUGAUAUGCUGCAUUUGCGGUAUUCAUCUUGCUCAAACGUGUUUCACCAGGGAUCGUAAAUUGUACUGUAAAUUCGACUACGACAGAUUAUAUGCUAAAAAGUGUCUUGGAUGUUCGGAAAAAAUACCGGCUGAAGAGUUGGUGAUGCGAGCUUCGGAUUACAUAUUUCAUUUGCGGUGUUUUGUCUGCGUCGUCUGUGGAGUUCCGUUACAAAAAGGUGACCAAUUUAUUAUCAAACAAGGCCAAUUGUUUUGUCGUCCGGAUUACGAGAAGGAAGUCGAAAUGAUGCAAGAUUUUCCACCAGAUUUUUCAUUCGACGACGCAUCCUUUCAGUCACGAAGUCACGACGGAAGAAGGGGGCCUAAACGACCGAGGACCAUUUUAACAACGCAACAAAGAAGAGCAUUCAAAGCGUCGUUCGAAAUUAGCCCAAAACCGUGUCGAAAAGUUAGAGAAUCUUUGGCCAAAGAUACCGGACUUAGUGUGCGCAUUGUUCAAGUAUGGUUCCAAAAUCAGCGGGCGAAAAUGAAAAAAAUGCAGAAAAAAGCCAAAAUGGAGAACAAAUCGAUCAACCAGAACGUAUUAAACAACAAUAACAACUGCAGUAGCAACGGUAGCGAUAGCGAUUGCCUGAAUGGCGAUAAAGUCGACACUUUGAAAGAUGAAAAAAGUCCGGAGAACAUGAUGCCACAUUAUAUAAAUGACAGUGAUACCGAACAAAAUAUUGUCCUUACCAGAGAUAACUACUAUUCGCGGAGUAUGCCUUUUAAAGAUUUAAUUGAUAAUGAUGUGCCGUAUUACAAGCCGCAGCAUUUACAUCAAGAUGAAGCGAAUGCAAUGCUGUUUCCGACGUCACUAGGUUACAUGAAACCAGACGAUAAAGAUAUUAAUCUACUGCACAUGAUACCGAAUAACGUUGUAUCUAGACCAUUGGAAAUGUCGAGUAAUAUUCUGAUGCCGGGUCGUCUACAUGGUAUGUCCACCAUAUCUAACGCCAUGAUGAAUCCUAUCGAUAGACUAUACUCGAUGAACGAUACGUAUUUCCGAGCCGAAGAACCGUCGGUAAUGGAUUGACCAUUGUAUACUCCUCUUACACUUUCUCUUCCUCCUCCUCCUCUUCCUACUUGUACCCCUCUUCAUCAUCCUAGCAGUCAUCUCAAACCAUCUCAUAAUGUACACUACGAGCGUUUACGCGAUAUAAGGUUCAAAAAUACGAGCCCUCUUCCUUUCUCCCUCACUCACUUACCCGCCCAAAAUGUACUAUGAAACCAAUUUGUUAGCAUUUUCUAUCUUAAAUAUAAUGUUUUAAUUAUGUGUUU
Messenger RNA from Planococcus citri (citrus mealybug), 1517 nucleotides. Its product is annotated as LIM homeobox transcription factor 1-beta. Gene Ontology annotation, biological process: neuron differentiation; regulation of transcription by RNA polymerase II. The transcript has 7 exons. Gene Ontology annotation, cellular component: nucleus. Bases 16 to 1272 code for a protein of 418 amino acids. The record is from RefSeq and is a predicted model, not a curated record. Gene Ontology annotation, molecular function: DNA-binding transcription factor activity, RNA polymerase II-specific; RNA polymerase II transcription regulatory region sequence-specific DNA binding. Lineage: Eukaryota; Metazoa; Arthropoda; Insecta; Hemiptera; Pseudococcidae.